GUGGUUUGAGGGGACCUCCAGGGAGCCGGGGGUGCUGCUGGGGAGGAGCUCAGGCAAACAGGCAGGGCAGUUUGGGGGAAGGCCACCUGAGCGGUUUAGGGGGAGCUCUGGCAAACACAGAAGGGAGGAAGUGACCCAGCAUAUCUGGAGAGGGUUAGAACUGCUUGGGGGAGCCCGACUGGUAGGACCCGGGGGACCUGAAGGAGAAGGUCGGCUCGGGGUGCAAGAGGCAAAUUGGAGGCCGGGGGUGCAGGAGGGACAGGUGAGGAUCUCUGUCCAGGAAACUUAUUUCGAGAGAAAGGGACAGGGCCUUCCCCAGGGCGCAGAGGCCACCCCGGAGGGACACAGAGUAAGGAGGCGGAGGAGGAGAAGGAGGUGGUGAGGCGGCUUUCUGGGGGUGUGUGAAGGGGCUUGCUCGGGACCAUAGAAUGUAGUGGAGGGGGCUAGGAAGCAGAAGGGCUGUGAGUCAAGGAGAGGUUGGACAGUGGAGUCCAGAAGCAUCCUGUUUGACCCUCUUCUCUCACCACUUUUUGGGGAGCCUGGAAGCUAGUGUGGUUUGGGGGCAUUCCUCCCCUCAUCCUUCGGGGGCAAGGCGGCAGAAGGCUGCAGAGACUGGAGGGAAGCAGUAUGCAGGCAGAGGAGGGCACUGGUUGGUUGCUUGAGCUAUUGGCUGAGGUCCAGUUGCAGCAGUACUUCCUUCGUCUCCGAGAUGACCUCAACAUCACCCGCCUGUCCCACUUUGAGUAUGUCAAGAAUGAGGACCUGGAGAAGAUUGGCAUGGGUCGCCCUGGUCAGCGGAGGCUGUGGGAGGCUGUGAAACGGAGAAAAGCGAUGUGUAAGCGAAAGUCUUGGAUGAGCAAGGUGUUCAGUGGUAAGCGCUUAGAUGCAGAAUUCUCCACUCCGCAGUCACAGAACACCUUCAGAAAGACAUCACCCAUCCCGGGGGUUUCCAUUGGGGAGGGGUCGCUGCAGAGCCUCACUUGCCUCAUCGGGGAGAAAGACCUGAGCUUGUUCGAGAAGCUUGGAGAUGGCUCCUUUGGAGUCGUACGAAGAGGGGAGUGGGAUGCCCCCUCAGGGAAGAAGGUGAGCGUGGCUGUCAAAUGCCUGAAGCCUGAUGUCCUGAGCCAGCCUGAGGCCAUGGACGACUUCAUCCGGGAGGUCAAUGCCAUGCACUCCUUAGACCAUCGGAACCUAAUCCGUCUCUACGGGGUGGUCCUUACCCCACCCAUGAAAAUGGUUACAGAGCUAGCUCCCCUGGGAUCUCUGCUGGACCGUCUGCGCAAACACCAGGGCCACUUUCUUCUGGGGACUCUGAGCCGCUACGCCGUGCAGGUGGCUGAGGGAAUGGGCUAUUUAGAAGCCAAACGCUUUAUCCACCGAGACCUGGCCGCCCGGAACCUGCUGCUGGCUACCCGAGACCUGGUCAAGAUUGGGGACUUUGGACUGAUGAGGGCCCUGCCCCAGAAUGAUGACCACUAUGUCAUGCAAGAGCACCGGAAGGUUCCUUUUGCCUGGUGUGCCCCAGAGAGCCUGAAGACACGGACUUUUUCCCAUGCCAGUGACACCUGGAUGUUCGGAGUGACCCUGUGGGAGAUGUUUACUUAUGGCCAAGAGCCCUGGAUUGGCCUCAAUGGAAGCCAGAUCUUACACAAGAUUGAUAAAGAGGGAGAGAGGCUGCCUCGCCCGGAAGACUGUCCCCGAGAUAUCUACAAUGUCAUGGUCCAGUGCUGGGCCCACAAACCUGAGGACAGACCUACCUUUGUAGCUUUGAGAGACUUCUUGCUGGAGGCUCAGCCCACAGACAUGAGAGCCCUUCAGGACUUUGAGGAGCCGGACAAGCUGCAUAUACAGAUGAAUGAUGUCAUCACUGUCAUCGAGGGAAGGGCGGAGAACUACUGGUGGCGUGGGCAGAAUACAAGGACGCUGUGUGUGGGGCCCUUCCCGAGAAACGCAGUGACCUCCGUGGCUGGCUUGUCAGCCCACGACAUCAGCCAGCCACUCCAGAACAGCUUCAUCCACACGGGCCAUGGCGACAGCGACCCCCGACAUUGCUGGGGAUUCCCGGACAAGAUCGAUGAACUCUAUCUGGGAAACCCUAUGGAUCCUCCCGACCUGCUCUCAGUGGAGCUGAGCACCUCCCGCCCCACCCAGCUCUUAGGAAGGGUAAAAAGGGAGCCUCCGCCUCGCCCGCCUCAGCCUGCCAUCUUCACUCAGAAGCCUACUUAUGACCCUGUCAGUGACGAUCAGGACCCCCUCUCUGCUGACUUCAAGCGUCUUUGUCUGAGGAAGCCAGGCCCGCCCAGGGGCCUGUGGCUGGUGAAGCCCUCGGCCCGAGUGCCGGGCACCAAGACGAGUCGGGGCGGGGGUGAAGUGUCUCUCAUUGACUUUGGUGACGAGCUCACAGCACCUCCCCUGGCCAACCCUGCCCAAAAGCCCGGUGCCCCCUCCCUUGCCCAGCUGGCCAUGGACGCCUGCUCACUGCUGGACAAAACACCUCCACAGAGCCCUACACGGGCACUUCCAAGGCCCUUACACCCCACCCCUGUGGUAGAUUGGGAUACCCGCCCACUGCCUCCACCGCCAGCCUACGAUGAUGUGGCCCAGGAUGAAGAUGAUUUUGAAGUCUGCUCUAUCAACAGUGCCCUGGUUGGUGCCAGAACCCCGGAGGGGCCUCCCCACGGGGAGACUAACUAUGCCUUUGUGCCUGAGGCUGGACGGCCCCCUCCGCCCUUGGAAGACAAUUUGUUCCUUCCACCCCAAGGAGGGAGCAAACCCCCUAACUCCCUCCAGACUGCAGAAAUCUUCCAGGCCCUGCAGCAGGAGUGCAUGAGGCAGCUACAGGUCCCAUCUACUUCUCUGGCCUCCUCUCCUAGCCCUGGCCUGGGUGGAGAAGAUAAACCCCAGGUGCCCCCCAGGGUGCCAAUCCCACCUCGGCCCACCCGGCAGCGAAGUGAGCUGGGCUGCCGCUCAGGGGAACUGUCACCAGCUUCAGGGGGUGAAGAGGAGCCAGGACGAUGGCGGGGAGUAGCCCCUCCCCCGCAAGUCCCCCCGAGGGAGCCGUUCUCCCCCCAGGGCUCCCGUACCCCUAGUCCCUUGGCACUGUCUGGUGGGUCUCCCUUGCCCCCUCGCCUUUCCAGCUCCCCUGGGAAGGCCAUGCCCACCACCCAGAGCUUUGGCUCUGACCCCAAAUAUGCCACACCCCAGGUGAUCCAGGCCCCUGGCCCCCGGACGGGGCCUUGCAUCCUACCAAUUGUUCGAGAUGGCAAGAAGAUCAGCAACACACAUUACUAUCUGCUUCCAGAGCGGCCUCCAUACCUGGAAAGAUACCAGCGAUUCUUGCAGGAGGCCCGGAGCCCUGAGGAAGAACCCCCUUCUAUCCCUGUCCCUCUGUUGCUGCCACCCCCCAGCACACCAGCCCCUGCUGCCCCCACUGCCACUGUGAGGCCCAUGCCCCAGGCUACCCUUGACCCUAAGGCCAACUUCUCAGCCAACAAUAGCAACACAGGUGCCCGUGCCCCAUCCUUGAGGGCGUCUACCCGUCUGGUGAGGGGCUGCCCAGGGGAUGGGCUGGAGGCUGGGCGGCCCACAGACAAGAUACAGAUGGUCCAGGCCAUGGUGCAUGGGGUGACCACAGAGGAGUGCCAGGCGGCCUUGCAGAACCACAGCUGGAGCGUUCCGAGGGCAGUUCAGUAUCUGAAGGUGGAACAGCUCUUUGGCCUGGGUCUGCGGCCAAGGCAGGAGUGUCAUAAGGUGCUGGAGAUGUUUGAUUGGAACCUGGAGCAGGCUGGCUCUCACCUGCUAGACUCCUGUGGUCCCACCCACCAUAAGCGCUGAUGGCAGGUCUGGGGAGCCGGAGAGUCUGACUUAAGGGGGGGUCCUGUUAGUCUGCCUGAAGGAUCGUUUGAGCCUAUGCUGCAUGGCGGGGGCCAGGGAGGGGCCUGGGGAAACCUGCUGCUGCUACCUUCUCCCCCCAUCACCCCGCUUCAGAUAGGCAGAGAGGAGCCAGAAGGAGCAGGAGACUUGGAUGGGACCACAGUGCUAGCUCUAGCCCUCCAUCCAUCUGCUCCUCCCGUGGCUACUCGAGAGGGACAAUGGAGAGGGAACGUGGGGAAGGGAGUGAGGAGACAUUAAGAGCUGGGCUGAGGGAGGACUAGAGACAGUCCCAGGUGCAAGUGCCCCUUCUCUUUCUAGCCCUUUCAGUCUCCAUCCGCUGUGAUGCCUCCCUUCCCUUUAGGGACCAGAUUAUAGGGAAAACCCCAAGCCUGUCUGCUUGUGUCUGUGGCAGUUCCUAUUCCUAUGAAAGCUGAAGGAAGGUGUCAGUGGAGACAGUGAGGGCAGGAGUGAGACCUCGAUGCUCUGCUUACCUCAGUGGAGCCUUCCAGCUUCCUGGCAGGUGCGGUGCCGUGAGAGAGAGCUCUCAGGAUACAGACUGUGGUCCAUCCUGUACCUGGUUUGGGGUAACUGGGGGCAGGGGAUGUCACCCACGGUCGAGAAUUUCAGGAUGUUGGAGGCAGGGAGGAUGUAAGCAGUUCCAGGGCGGGUGCAGAACCCCAGGACGUACAGAAGGGAACAGAUACCGGCAGCUAACGUGGAGACCAGCGCUCCCACCCCUGCCCACUGCUGUUUUGUGUUUUUCCCAACAACCUCUGUUGCCAAAGUUGCUGCUCUUGUCCUGCCUCCACACAUCUGCUUCUUCCAGAGAAAUAAAGUUAGUUUCUAUUUUACAUUA
This is a messenger RNA of Trichosurus vulpecula (common brushtail), 4729 nucleotides long. It is a transcript of the gene TNK2, whose product is annotated as tyrosine kinase non receptor 2. Gene Ontology annotation, biological process: protein phosphorylation; regulation of keratinocyte differentiation; negative regulation of epidermal growth factor receptor signaling pathway. The transcript is spliced from 16 exons. Gene Ontology annotation, cellular component: extrinsic component of cytoplasmic side of plasma membrane. The record is from RefSeq and is a predicted model, not a curated record. Gene Ontology annotation, molecular function: protein serine/threonine/tyrosine kinase activity; ATP binding; protein tyrosine kinase activity. NCBI's taxonomy places the organism in Eukaryota, Metazoa, Chordata, Mammalia, Diprotodontia, Phalangeridae. Bases 628 to 3834 code for a protein of 1068 amino acids.